AGAUGAGCUGUGGCACACACCUGUGUUCAGAGAAAGUUGCAGUAUACAGCUUUAAGUGUCCAGUUGGCACCUACUCUAUGCUCUGCAGGAGCCCCCUUGGGCGAUGGGAUAUGCCUUGCUGAAGGAGAGCCCAAUGACCUACAUUCUUAGUAUUUCAUCCUGAAACUAUACAGUCGGCACUAAUUCAGUAUUGUGGCUGACCUACCACCCGUGUCAGCACUGACAUCCUCCUGAGUAGAAGUGUAUUAGAUAACGGACACACGGUCUCAUUCUCCCACGAACCCCUCUUCGUUACACGUGUAACAGAAGUCUGGGGAGCCCAUCCCGCCCUGUCGUCGGGUCUAGUGAUCCCCACAGCACAGCCUUUACAGGAGGGGCCGGCCCGGCUCGGUCGCACGGCCCUUCUGGUUACCUGCAGCGCGGCACCGCCCCCUUCUCCAGUUCCCGCGGAAGGAGCCGGGGUUCGCGUGCGGCCGCACUAGUCCCCGCGCGCUCCUGCGACAGUUCGGCGGGCCGGAGAGAGCGGGACACAAUAGUCCUGGGGGAGAGGGUCGGGGGACCGCCCGUUACAGGCGCGACGUAGGCGAGGGGUGGGAGAGGAGGCCUCCGGCACAACCUCAGCCUUCGGCGCCCCUCCCUCCUGGUUACCGCCGGUGGAGACCGCUGGGGGAGCAGCGUAGGGCCAAUGCUAACCCUUCACGCCCCCUUAGGUUGAGAAACCGCGGGCGCAAGCCAGGCAGGCGGAGUGGGCAGAAAGCGCCGGUUGGCGAAAUGAGGAGCUCCGGCGCCGCAGGUCUCCGAUAGAGGUGCGAGCCGUAGUUGGACGUCAGGGCGCAAGCGCAGUAGGUCCCGGGCCAGAGGCGCGCGCCGCUCUGGGACUGAGCACGCAGGCGCGGGGCGUCCUCCCCACUAAGGGCAAACGCUGGAGGGGCAUUAGCGCGCAGGCGUCCUGCCGGGGGCGGGGCCCUAGAAGUGGGCAGUGGGUUUCCGGUUCCGGGAGCAACGAACGGCCGCGGCAGCGACAGCUACCGCUUCAGAGGAAGCGUCUGCGGAGGAGGAAGAAGAGCAGGGCAAGGCGGGAGUCACAGGCGGGACCCUCGCCAUGGGUCCGCGGACCUAGAGCGGCGGAAGCUACCGGCCCGGUGCCGAGCUGGCCGCUGCUCCUUCCCUUGGCUCCCAUGGCUGAGGACUGGCUGGACUGCCCAGCCUUGGGCCCUGGCUGGAAGCGCCGUGAGGUAUUUCGAAAGUCAGGUGCCACCUGUGGACGCUCAGACACCUAUUACCAGAGCCCCACAGGAGACAGGAUCCGAAGCAAAGUUGAGCUGACCCGAUACCUGGGCCCUGCGUGCGACCUCACCCUCUUCGACUUCAAACAAGGCAUUCUGUGUUAUCCAGCCCCCAAGCCCCAGUCCUUAGCUGUCCCUAGCAGGAAGCGGAAGAAGCCUUCACGGCCAGCCAAGACUCGGAAACGUCAGGUUGGACCCCAGAAGGGUGAGGUCAGGAAGGAGGCCCCAAGAGAUGAGACCAAGGCUGAUGCCGACACAGCCCCAGCUUCACUCCCUGCUCCUGGGUGCUGUGAGAACUGUGGAAUCAGCUUCUCAGGAGAUGGUACCCGAAGACAGCGGCUCAAGACAUUAUGCAAGGACUGCCGAGCACAGAGAAUUGCUUUCAACCGGGAGCAAAGGAUGUUUAAACGUGUGGGCUGCGGGGAGUGCGCGGCCUGCCGGGUAACCGAGGACUGCGGGGCCUGCUCCACCUGCCUUCUGCAGUUGCCCCAUGAUGUGGCCUCGGGGCUGUUCUGCAAGUGUGAGCAGAGACGGUGCCUCCGGAUUGUGGAAAGGAGCCGAGGGUGUGGAGUGUGCCGGGGCUGUCAGACCCGAGAGGACUGUGGCCGUUGUCGAGUCUGCCUUCGCCCUCCCCGCCCUGGUCUCAGGCGCCAGUGGAGGUGUGUCCAGCGGCGCUGCUUACGGCACCUUGCCCACCGUCUCCGUCGCCACCAUCAGCGAUGUCAACGACGCCCUCCCCUAGCUGUGGCUCCCCCUGCUGGUAAACGUAGCCGCCGCAGAGGAGGCUGUGACUCCAAGAUGGCAGCUCGGCGGCGCCCCCCGCGAGCCCAGCCACUGCCUCCAGUUCCCCCAUCACAGCCUCCAGAGUCCCCAGAGCUGCACCCCAGAGCCCUGGCCCCCUCGCCACCUGCCGAGUUCAUCUAUUACUGUGUAGACGAGGACGAGCUACAGCCUUACACGAAUCGUCGGCAGAACCGCAAGUGUGGGGCCUGUGCAGCCUGCCUACGCCGGAUGGACUGUGGCCACUGCGACUUCUGCUGUGACAAGCCCAAAUUUGGGGGCAGCAACCAGAAGCGUCAGAAGUGUCGUUGGCGCCAAUGCCUGCAGUUUGCCAUGAAGCGGCUGCUGCCUAGUGUCUGGGCAGGAUCUGAGGAUGGGGCAGGGCCGCCCCCACCUUAUUCUCGUCGAAAGAGACCUGGCUCUACUCGACGGCCCCGUCUGGGGCAGAUACUGAAGACCUCCUUGACCACACCCACAGCCCGAUCAGGCCGUGCCCAGACUCCAAUGAAACAGGAAACAGGCAGUGGCUUUGUGCUACCCCCACCUGGCACCGACCUUGUGUUCUUACGGGAAGGUGCAAGCAGUCCUGUGCAGGUGCCUGGCCCUGCUUCAGCUUCCACAGAAGCCCUGUUGCAGGAGGCCCAGUGCCCUGGCCUGAGUUGGGUUGUGGCCUUACCCCAGGUGAAGCAAGAGAAGGCGGAUGCCCAGGAAGACUGGACACCGGGCACAGCCAUCCUGACUUCUCCUGUAUUGCUGUCUGGCUGCCCCAGCAAGGCAGUAGACCCAGGCCUGCCACCUGUGAAGCAAGAGCCACUGGACCCUGAGGAGGACAAGGAGGAAGAGAGCAAGGAUGACUCCGCCUCCGACUCGGCACCAGAGGAGGAGGCAGGAGGGGCUGGCACACCCGUGAUCACCGAGAUUUUCAGCCUGGGUGGAACCCGCCUCCGGGACACAGCAGUCUGGUUGCCAAGAGGAAGGGAGCGCGGUCGCCGGAGGCCUGGCCAAGGGCGGGGUGAGGACCGCGCAGACUCAGCUCCUCGGCUCCGGGAGGAAGUUGCGAGUACCGGCGUCUAUGGUCACCAUGGUGACGGGACCGACUUCGGCCCCUCCCACCUGCCCCUCACCCUGCAGGGCGCACCAUGGCAACCAGACCUCUGCAUUGCGGAAGCUGGUCCCGCAGGUCUCCACUGUCGGGAAACCGCGGCGGACGCCGCCCCCAUCCCGAGGGACUCGAAAAUGUACAGCCAGCGAUUUGGCAUCUUACAGCGGGAGGUUAAGGGCCCCACUCCCAAAGUGGUGAUCGUGAGAGCCAAGCCUCCCCAAGUUCAUGGGGCUGAGCAACAUCUGGAAAGAAUCCAACGCAGCCAUCAGAAACAUCAUGCUAUUUUGACUUCUAUUAAGUCAAAGGAGAGAGAUCGCUUGAAAGUUGAGUGGGACCAGCACAAUGAUCGCAAGUUUGUGGACAGUCUUGUGAAAGCAAGAAUCAAGGAUGCCAUGCAAGGUUUUAUGAUCAACACUGAAGAAAGACGAAAUAAGCUACGUGAACUUUUAGCAUCAGAAGAAAGUGGGUAUUUUACUGAAAUGCAGUUGAAAGAAGGAACAAUUGAGGAGAAAAAAGAUAGAAUGAGAGAGAAAACCAGAUUAUUGAAAGAGAAGAAAGAAAAAGAGAGACAAGAUCUCGUGGCUGAAAAACUAGACCAGCAAUUCAGAGAACGCUGUGAGGAGCUCCGUGCUGAAUUGUUUUGUAUCCAUCAGAAGAAGGUGUGCGAGGAGCGAAAAGCACAGAUAGCUUUCAAUGAGGAGCUGAAAAGACAGAAACUGGUGGAAGAGCAGAUGUUCUCAAAGCUCUGGGAAGAAGACCGAUUAGCCAAGGAAAAGCGAGAAGCUGAAGAGGCGAGGAGGCAGAAAGAGCUGGUGGAGAACACACGCCUGGGGCUGAAUGCCCAGAUCACCAGCAUCAAAGCGCAAAGGCAGGCUGAGCAGCAGCUGAAGGAAGAGGAGGCACGCUUUGUGGAAAAUGACAAAGCACAGGUGAAACUUGAGAACGAACAGGAUAAGCUAAAGAAACGGAAGACAAAACAGGAAAUUAGAGCUGCUUUGCAAAAAGCCCUCCGAGAGAAGAUAGAACAUAUUCAGCAGGAAUACAGAGAAGAGCAGGACUUGAACAUGAAGCUCGUGCAAAGGGCUCUUCAAGACUUAGAGGAAGAGGCUGAUAAAAAGAAGCAAAAAAGAGAAGAGAUGGCAAGAGAACAGGAGAUAUAUCGUCAGUAUGUGGCACAGCGGCGUGAGGAGGAGAGAGCUCAGGAGAACGAACUGGACAGAGUAUUAGAGGCAGAGAAGGAAAAGAAGUUGGCUGAGAAGGACAAGGAGCUGAGACUUGAAAAGGAGGCAAGGAGACAACUUGUGAAUGAGGUCAUGUGUACAAGAAAACUUCAAGUUCAGGAAAAAUUGCAACGAAAAGCAAAAGAACAGGAAGAGCGUGCUAUGGAACAGGAACGCAUAAAUGAAGGUCUUCGAGAGCUUAACCGCGAAGAGAAGGAGAAUUUUGCAAGGCGCUCCAGUUUGGCCCAGGAAUACAGGAAGCAACUUCGGAUGCAGAUAUCCUACCAGCAGCAGGCCCGGGAAGCGCAGAAGGAAGAGGAACGCCGAGAGGUUGAAGCAGGGCGAGCAGCAAACAAGAUUUGCCAGGACAAGAUCAGGGAGAUCCUGUCCUUCCAUCAAGUGCUGCCCUGCAACAUUCAUCCCAUGCGGAGGGCAUGCCCUGAUAAGCUUCCGCCGUAGUUUCAUUAAUGUUAAUGUAUUUUUUCUCAGUCUUUUAAUGUUUUUAACUACAGUAUGCUGGUCUGUUCCUUUCAACUCAUGGAUAAACUUCCUUUAUUUCUCUGAGUUUGCAUAAUUCUAUGUAAUGUUAUUCCUUCAAAUUCAACUUUGUGCCUAUUUUAGACUUUAUAGACUUACAAAUCUGAAUGAUUUAUUUCAUAUCACCCAGUUAUUUUCCUGACUUACCCCCCAUACACCUCCCUUUCUUGUUCAUUUAUUAAUAGCUACAAUUUCUCCCCCCCAUCCACUCAAAUGCCUAUUUCCUCUUGCCUUUCUUUCAUAUACAUAAUUGCUUUGUCUCAUAUACAAAAGUCACCAUAUCAACAGGGCAGAGCUGGGCCUAACAUCCACUUUCAUUUGCCCACCUAUUUAAAUAUUACACAAAUAUUUACCUUGCAUGUGACUUUAGCAAGAACAGAGCAAACUCUUUGCUUUUGUGGGACUUCUGUCCUGGUGGAGGAAACCAGGCAAUGUGUUAAGUGCUAUAAGAAGGAAAUGGCAAGAGUGCUCGAAGAUCAUUUUGAGCAGCUGAUACUUGAAUGAACCAGCCGUAUGGUUAUCUGGGCAGAUCCCAGCCAGAGGAAAGAGUCAGUGCAAGGGUCCUGGGGCAGAAGUCUGCUUAGUGCGUUUGAGGCAUAGCAUUUGUGCUAGAGUGGAGUGAGGGAGGAGAGAGUGGUAGAAGAUUAAUCAGAAAGGCAGUUAGGGCUAAAUGAUGUAAGGCUGUGGAGCCAUGGUGAAGGCUGGCUUUUACUUGGCUAUGAAAAGCUGUUACAGGAUUUCGAGCAGAAGAGCAACAUAAGAUGUAAGACAGUUGCUGGCUGCUGUGUUGAGAACAGACUUUGGAGAGACAAAAACAGACUCAGUUAAGGAAUGGCAGAUCAUAGUAGUCCAGGUGAGAGGUGAGGAUAGCAUGGUAGCCAACCUCCAAGAUGGUCCCUAUGAUCUUCUCCCCUGUAUCUGUGCCCUUGUGCAAUCCCCUUCCACCCUAAGCCAUGGCUGCCCUGUGUGAUCAGUAAGAUACUUACACCCCCUUGCAGACAAAGUGUUAUAGGGUCUUCUAGAGAGCCUCCUUAAAAGGGAGGGGAGAGAACUUUUGGAACGGCUGAGUCAGGAGCUCUGGAAAUCCUCUUCGCAAAGGGCAAUGAUAAAAUGGGAAACAUUGUCAAAAACAGCCAUUUCAGCACUGGAAAUUGACCAAAGGCACGCAACAGAUGGGGAAGCAUUUAUUCCAGAAAACCUACAAAACCUUGGUGAGAAUGGUGGGAAUCUAUGGCAUAUUGGCCUGGAGCUACAGCUACGUGGAGCAGUAGUUCUACCAGGGCAAGGCAGGUCGUGAGGACCUGCAACCUCACUGCCAGAUUAGGCCGACUUGAUUGGGAGCACCAUUUGGAAAAAUCCAUGCUUGUGGCGUUGUCAAAAUAAUGGUGAUUUUUGUGGCAGUCAGGGAAGACCAACAAUCACAACUAGCCUGAGGUUGUGAUACUGACUGGGACAAGCAGCAGAACAGCCAGAAAUUUACAGGAAGACCUGGGGAACAUGACAGCUGUAAUGGGCUUUGAUAUUUGAAUGGGCUUCCACAUAUUCUUGGGAGUCUGGAAAUCUGUGUAGACAUAAAGCUACAUGCUUGCUCAUUAAAGAACCUGGACAGGUCCUAGCAGUCUACCGAUCCUUGGCCAAAUGUGAGGCCUUGCACAUACAGAAAGUAAAAGCUGGGGCAGAUUUGGCCUAAACUUUGAAUGUGUUCCCCAACCCUCACACAGAUCCACAGCAAAAGGUAAAAGCCUUACUCGCUUAAUCACUCACUGAGCACUAGGCUGAAGGGACAGAGGGCCACCCCUAAGAAGCCAGCCAGCCUUAAAAAUAAAACAGGAAUUUUUUAAGAAAGAUUUUAUUUAUUUAUUUGACAGAGAGCAAGAGAGGAAACACAAGCAGGGGGAGUGG
Zalophus californianus (California sea lion) is the source of this 6827-nucleotide messenger RNA. RefSeq names its product methyl-CpG binding domain protein 1 (gene MBD1). Gene Ontology annotation, molecular function: zinc ion binding; DNA binding. The transcript has 24 exons. The coding region runs from base 1179 to 4847 and encodes 1222 amino acids. NCBI's taxonomy places the organism in Eukaryota, Metazoa, Chordata, Mammalia, Carnivora, Otariidae. The record is from RefSeq and is a predicted model, not a curated record.